Molecule: messenger RNA, 7602 nt
Organism: Megalobrama amblycephala (Wuchang bream)
Lineage: Eukaryota; Metazoa; Chordata; Actinopteri; Cypriniformes; Xenocyprididae
Gene: fmnl2a
Product: formin-like 2a
Exons: 27
Coding region: 287-3520 (1077 amino acids)
Biological process (GO): cortical actin cytoskeleton organization; regulation of cell shape; cell migration
Cellular component (GO): cytosol
Molecular function (GO): small GTPase binding; actin filament binding
Source: RefSeq, a predicted model, not a curated record
AGCGACUGCGCCUGUAGUUGUCCGUUGAAGUGCGUUUCCGAGCCUGAAUCAUGAAGAACACAAGAUCUCACUGGGAGUGGUGCGGACAUUGUGCAAUAUGCGAAUAGGACACGUUUUUUGCGUUUUUGUUGCCCUUGUGAAGUUAUAAUGCAGCUGCUCACAGACCCUGCUGCUGACCUCCAUGAAGUGUUCAAGCUCAGAUAAAGUCGGACAGACAGUGAAAACGGAUACUGGACACAUACAGGACAAACCCGCAGAAUAAGAGUGUGAUUGUACUGGAGGAGAGAUGGGGAACGCAGGGAGUAUGAACCAACACACUGACCCCCGAGGACACCACAUGCCCCUCAAACUGCCCAUGCCCGAGCCGGCGGAGCUGGAGGAGAGAUUUGCGCUCGUGCUGAACUCAAUGAACUUGCCUCCAGACAAAGCAAGAUUACUACGGCAGUACGACAACGAGAAGAAAUGGGAACUCAUUUGUGACCAGGAACGAUUCCAGGUGAAGAAUCCUCCUCACACGUACAUCCACAAGUUACAGAGUUAUCUCGACCCGGCCGUGACCAGAAAGAAGUUCAGGAGGAGAGUGCAGGAGUCGACGCAGGUCCUGCGGGAGCUGGAAAUCUCAUUACGGACCAAUCACAUCGGGUGGGUGCGGGAGUUUCUGAAUGAGGAGAAUAAGGGUUUGGAUGUGUUGGUGGAGUAUCUUUCGUUUGCACAGUAUGCUGUCACGUAUGAUGGUGACAGUUUUGAGAACAGCACAGAUAACUCGGUGGAUAAAUCUAAACCCUGGAGUCGAUCGAUUGAAGAUCUCCAUGGAGGAAACAGCCUCUCGUCAGCUGUCACAGGCAACAACUUCUCCAGAACCAGCAGACAUUCAACGUUAAGGUCUAAUACAUUAUCCAGCCGGAAGACUUUGAAGAAUUCCAGAUUAGUAUGUAAGAAAGACGAUGUUCACGUGUGCAUCAUGUGCCUACGAGCCAUCAUGAACUACCAGUAUGGCUUCAACAUGGUCAUGUCUCACCCUCAUGCUGUGAAUGAAAUUGCACUAAGUCUGAACAAUAAGAAUCCCAGGACUAAAGCUCUGGUGCUGGAGCUGUUGGCUGCCGUGUGUCUGGUUCGAGGAGGUCAUGAGAUCAUUCUCUCUGCCUUUGAUCACUUUAAAGAGGUGUGUUCAGAAGAUCAACGGUUUGAGAAACUCAUGGAGCAUUUCAAGAAUGAAGAUAAUAACAUUGACUUCAUGGUUGCCUGUAUGCAGUUCAUUAACAUUGUGGUUCAUUCUGUGGAAGACAUGAAUUUUAGAGUGCACUUACAGUACGACUUCACAAAGCUGGGCUUGGACGAAUAUCUGGACAAACUGAAGCACACCGAGAGCGAUAAACUGCAUGUGCAGAUUCAAGCGUACCUGGAUAACGUGUUUGAUGUUGGGGCUCUGUUGGAGGAUGCAGAGACCAAGAACGCAGCGCUGGAGAGAGUGGAGGAACUAGAGGAGAACAUGUCUCAUCUGACAGAGAAGUUACAGGACACAGAGAAUGAGGCGAUGGCGAAAAUCGUUGAGCUGGAGAAACAACUCAUGCUAAGAAAUAAAGAGCUGGAGUCUAUUCGGGAGGUGUAUAAAGACGCCAGCUCUCAGGUGCACACCCUACGUCGGAUGGUGAAGGAAAAGGAUGAGGCCAUUCAGAGGCAGUGCAACCUGGAGAAGAAGAUCCACGAGCUGGAGAAACAGGGAACCAUCAAGAUCCAGAAGAAAGGGGAUGGGGACAUAGCCAUCCUGACGUCUCCUCCACAGGGGAACGGGCAUCUACCAGGGUCAGAGGGCGUAGUUGGGCUGUCCGGUGAGGGGGUGGUCAGUCAAAGAGGUGUGGCUAAUGGGGCGGCACAUGGUAUGCCCAUGCUUGAACCUCCGCCACCCCCCCCACCUCCUCCUAUGCCGGCGUCAUUACCGAACGGUCCAUCUGCUGCUUUGGCACCAGCUCCCCCACCACCUCCUCCUCCUCCUCCUCCUCUUCCUGUGGAUAUAUCUGCCCCUAUGCCUCCUCCACCACCCCCAAUGGCCCCUCCACUUCCAGGCUGUGGAUCACCCACCGUCAUCAUGAACUCAGGACUGGCAGCUGUGAAGAUUAAGAAACCCAUCAAGACUAAGUUCCGUAUGCCGGUGUUUAAUUGGGUGGCGCUGAAACCCAAUCAGAUCAACGGCACUGUGUUCAACGAGAUCGAUGACGAAAAAAUACUUGAGGAUCUGAAUUCCACUUUGGAUGAGUUUGAGGAGAUGUUUAAGACGAAAGCACAGGGUCCAGCCAUAGACAUCACCUCCAGCAAACAGAAGACCUCUCAGAAAGGACCAAAUAAAAUCUUGCUGCUGGACUCCAACAGGGCUAAAAACCUGGCCAUCACCCUCAGAAAAGUGGGCAAGACAUCAGAGGAGAUCUGCAGAGCCAUUCAAAUGUUUGACCUGCGGACGUUGCCGGUGGAUUUCGUGGAGUGUUUGAUGAGGUUCAUUCCAACGGAAUCGGAGCUGAAAGUUCUGCGGCAGUACGAGAAGGAACGCAAGCCUCUGGAGAACCUGACAGAUGAGGAUCGCUUCAUGAUCCAGUUCAGCAAGAUAGAGCGUCUCAUGCAGAAGAUGACCAUCAUGGCAUUCCUGGGGAAUUUCACAGAGAGCGUUCAGAUGCUCACACCGCAACUUCAUGCCGUUAUUGCAGCAUCUGUCUCUAUCAAGUCCUCACAAAAACUCAAGAAGAUUCUGGAAAUCAUCUUGGCUCUGGGGAACUACAUGAACAGCAGUAAAAGAGGAGCGGUAUACGGCUUCAAACUGCAGAGCUUAGACCUGUUAUUAGAUACGAAAUCAACAGACCGCAAGGUCACUCUUCUGCACUAUAUUGCAAAUGUAGUGAAGGAAAAAUACCAGCAGGUGUCGCUCUUCUACAAUGAGCUGAACUAUGUGGAGAAAGCUGCAGCAGUCUCUCUAGACAAUGUCUUAUUAGACGUGAAGGAGCUGCAGAGAGGGAUGGAUUUGACCAGGAGAGAGUACAGCAUGCACGGACACAACACAAUGCUCAAAGACUUCAUACAGCAAAAUGAGAAUAAACUAAAAAAACUUCAGGAUGAUGCCAAGAUCGCUCAGGAUGCCUUUGAUGAAGUGGUGAAAUUCUUUGGAGAAAAUUCCAAAACAACUCCACCGUCUGUGUUUUUCCCAGUGUUUGUGCGCUUUGUGAAAGCAUACAGGCAAGCAGAGGAGGAUAAUGAACAGAGGAAAAGACACGAGCAGAUGAUGAUGGAGAAGCUGAUUGAGCAAGAAGCUAUGAUGGAGCAAGAGGAUCAGAAGUCUCCCUCUCAUAAGAAUAAGCGGCAGCAGCAGGAUUUGAUUGCGGAGCUGAGGAAGAAGCAGGUGAAGGACAGCAGACAUGUGUAUGAGGGUAAAGAUGGAGCCAUUGAGGACAUCAUCACAGUGCUGAAGACUGCCCCCUUUACUGCGCGCACAGCCAAACGCAGCUCGCGUUACUUCAACGAGGAGCUCCACUUCUAAAGCUUAGACUCUCUCUCUCUUAAAGAUCUGAGAAACCAGCCUUACAGGCGCGCUGACGCCGUCAGGAGGAGCGUUCGAAGACGAUUUGAUGAUCAGAAUUUGCGGCCAAUCAACAGUGCAGAGAUGGUCAUGUGACGAGGGCAGAGGGGAUGUGAUUGGAUGGGCUGGAGGAGUGGGGGAGGAGCUAACUGCUCCUGAACAAAAUAAUGAAGGACUAAUGAAGAUGACAGCAGGUCUGAAAGUCAAGUGCCUAUAUUUAACAUCUGUCACUUCAGGUGUUGAAUCAUACAUGUGUUUUAGUCAGUCUUCUGUCUGUGAUUUUUUUUAUAUGACAAACAGUGUCUUGAUCUGUCUUUUAUCUUAUGGCGCUUAAAUUGUAGAUGGCGAGAUCAGUGUUUUUCUCGAGAAAGUGUCAGAAUGUAAAACUGUUCCAACACUUUAUGUAUCAUGAACCUGUACAAAGGCCUCUUACAUUCCAGUGCUUUCGCCACAGAUCAAAAUUGACCAAUCAUGUGUUUUCUAAAUGACUAAUCUAUUAGUCUGUCUUAAAGAAGGCCUGUAUAAGGGUCCUGUUUUUAUUGGGCUGUUCACAUGGUGCACAUUCUUGUUUAAAAAAAAAACAGAUAGAAAGAGCCCAAUAAAUUGGAAUGCAGCUUGAGAAGCAUUUAACUAUGCUAAAUGUUGUAAAAAUGCAAUGUUGACGGCUUGAGAUGCUGCAGGGUGAGACACAAGAACAUUUCUCACAGAAGGUGAUUUGAAGUCCAGUAGUAAAGUAUUUAAAUGUGUUGUUGGUGCUUUAAAGGAUGAAUUUGGAGACGUAGCUUCUGUGCUGACAGUACUAGUAGACUGUUAGCGUGCUAAAAUCCUCUGAGAGGUUGCAUCUAUUAAUAGUCUUGCAGGGAUGACAUAUUUUUGUUGGCCAAAACCAAAAAAAACGAGUUAGCAUUUAUUUUAGUGCUUCUGGUUCCUUAUGGAACUUAUUCUAGGUAAAAGAAUAAGAUAUUUGCUAUGGCUAAAUGGAACUAAUGAGGUUGUCAACUGUGAACCGGUAAACUCGUCUAGUAACUAGUCCGCUUUCAAAGCCUCAUUGUGUUUAUACUCAUGCUCUUGCAAACUGUUCUAACUCAAAAGUUCAGCAAAAGAGUUGGUCGUGACAUUGAAGUCAUGCAACCAUAGUUUCGUUCGUUUACGUUUAGCUUUUUACUGCUGGCGAUCAUAUUUAGGCUUCAAAAUUCAAAAUUGUAAAGAUUCUCACGAUGAAAAAAUGUGUAAGAAUCAUAAACUUUUGUUGGUCACAGAGCUUAUUUUCUGCAUUAUUCCAAUAGUCAGUGGAAAAUUCCUGUUGGCUUUUUGUCGAGGGAACCAGGGUGGGUUGGCCAACAAAAAUACAUCAAUGCAGCACUCUUUCAUCCACUUUAAAGCACCACCACUAAAUAUAUGAUGGGCCUGUCCCAAUACCCACACUUGUGGUCUUGGCCACAAUGGGAAGUAAGAGCACAAGACUCCCAGGUCUGAAAAAUGCCAAAGCUCAGUGUCCUUAACACACACUAAAUCCAUCUCUAAAACUUCAGUUUUAUGGUUUUCAUCGUGUUCAGGAACUCACCAAACUUGAGAGUUGUCAAGAAAGAAACUUUCCAUUGUAAGUUAAAUUAAUUAGAUCUUACAUAUAAUUUGUCUUUUAAUGCACCUCAAUUAAAAGUUUCAUCUGUUACACUAGCAGACCAGACAUUUAGUAGUUUAUUUUUAAAGUACAAAGCAUUGAAAAUACAGCUCUGUUAAAAGUUCGACACAAACUUGCACAUCUUCAUGCUCACUUGAGUAUUUGGGCCAGAUGCAGGAAAUACAUCAUGCAAGUAAACAAGUGGUCAAGUGUAAAGACCGCACAUAUGGGUAUUGGAACAGGCCCUUUAAAAAUCUAUAUAACCGAAUCGACUAGUCAGUCAGCUGUUUGCACUAAUCGACCAUCCUGAUCCAAGCCUAAUAAGAAGUGUCGAUCCCAGUCAUGGUGGGGUUACUGCAGGAGGCCAUGAGCUGAGGUCACACUCUUGGUGCGCAGAUGGAGAGAGAGUUCAGUUAAGUAGGAGAAGGUGUAAGGAAAGACUUUUUUAGAAAGGACUGAUGUGACAAUAUAAGGCUGCAGAACUCACAUUUCUGAAAGAUUGUUGACAAGUCUGAAUUAAAAAGCUGCUCAAACAAUACUGCUUUUAGGCUUUGGUCCUCAAACUGUGGGUUGAUUAUAAUUACAUAAACCAAAUUGCAGAAGUGAAAUUCAAGAACUUCAGCAGCCUUUAAGAAAGUUCUGGAAUCAGACUUCAGCAUUUUCAGCAAGUUCAUUUCAUUGAAUUAUUCAUGUUCCAUGUUCAAUUCAGGUGAAGCUCUGCGAAGAGAAGCUAAAUCCAACUUGUCUCUCAGUUUGUAAAAACAAGCAAAACUAUUGUUUACAAUAAUGCAUUUAAAAGGGCAGUUUAUGGGCCAAGAAAAAUACAGUUUUGAAAGUAAAACCUCAAGAUUAUCAUUACAUGUUAACUUGAAUAUUGUGAUAGAAUCAGUUACUAUCCAAUAUUCUCUUAGCAAUACAACACAUCUGUCAAGACUGUAACUGGUACAUUAAUAACCAGCAGUUCACCUACCACAAAUACCUACAACAGUCUCAGUGCUAAAAUUAGCCUACAAUUUAGACCAGGGGUGCAAAACCAACCCUGCUCCAACCUGUACUUUUCAAUCUUGAUUAGCUGUAUCAUAGGCGUUUAAUUAGGGUUAAUUCUAAACUGCAUGGCUGUUCAGCAGAGUUUUGCACCCCUGAUUUAGACUAAAAAAUAAAAAUGCUUUAAUAAAUAUAUGAGCUUUACAGUACGUCUGCUUUUUAAACCCUAGCACACUUGCCCCAUACGUCGAUUGGAAGUGCAUUACUGUAAAUGGAAUCUUGUUUGAUACACAGGGGGUUGAAUAUAUUGUCUGUGGUAAUCGACAGCUUAUAUAUAUUGUCUAUCCACAUUGUUUUGAACACAGAAUAUUCCUUAAUAUAUUUUAAGCACUUGCCACUACUUACUGCAUUAACUGUGCGCGUGACGUACGGCCGCUGACCACUACAGCAAACCUCCUUCCCUGUGGCACUCGUUCUUCAAUACAGAAGAGAACAGGUUCAUUCAGUUGCCGUAACUGGACUUGUUUCUUGUUCUUGGUCAGCUCAUGGGAAAUAAUGCUGCGUUUACGCCAUGUCGUAAUAACCGUAGUCUUGAGAAGACAACAUGUGACUUUCUAUUCGGAGCUGUUCACGUCCUCGGACUGGGAAUUAUGCGUUUGGUUUGUAUGGCAACACUAUCAAGGCCUAAAUGAAUUUACAGCGGUCAUGUGGUACAGGUAGGAGCUCUCUGAAAAUUCCCAUCUUACAAGCUGUAAUUACGAGCUCUAUGAGGACGUGAACGCUUUUUACAAGUUGACAUCUCGUAAUUACGGUAAUCACAACAUGGCGUGAACGCACCUUAAGGCCUGUUACAUAAACUUAAUUUUGUGCGGUUCUAUAAUGACCUGCACAAAUGAAAAUUCAAGUUUCUUGUGAUGUGUAAUUCUAUUUAAAAGCAAAAAUAUAAAUAAAAAUAAAAAAAAUGUGUUAAAUGUACAGAUAUUUUGUUACAAAAUUGAAUCUUUUUAACUUUUUAAUCUUCUAAUAUUGUACAUAUUGUUUAAAAAACAAACAAAAAAAUCAUUCUGUACUACAACAUUUGAAUAUUUUAACUUAUAGUUUUCUCUUUUUUUCCUGCAUUUUGUAUAUUUAAUAAAACUGAAAACCUGAAUCUUUAGACAUGUGGCAACAGCACACCCUUAUGCUAAGUAACUAGAAUGUCACUUCUACACUAAAACAUCAGAAAUCAGAUGCAGAAGUAGUAUUAUAGCCACUAUAGAUUUCUGUCUCAUCUCUCAGCAUUCCAUUCAUAAAAACUGGAUUAAACUGGCAAGUGUUUGUUUUUUAUCUUUUUCCAAAAUCACUGUAUCUUAGGCAUUGUAUGCUUACUGCAAAAAAGAUCUGUUCUCAGAUUUAAAAUUAGAUGAUUUCUCAAUGUCCAAUUAAACUAUUUACACAA